Petromyzon marinus (sea lamprey) is the source of this 1769-nucleotide messenger RNA. RefSeq names its product homeobox protein Hox-B8-like. Gene Ontology annotation, molecular function: DNA-binding transcription factor activity, RNA polymerase II-specific; RNA polymerase II transcription regulatory region sequence-specific DNA binding. The record is from RefSeq and is a predicted model, not a curated record. Gene Ontology annotation, biological process: regulation of transcription by RNA polymerase II. NCBI's taxonomy places the organism in Eukaryota, Metazoa, Chordata, Hyperoartia, Petromyzontiformes, Petromyzontidae. Gene Ontology annotation, cellular component: nucleus.
GUGGUGGUGGUUGUGGUUGGAAGCGCAGCAGCAGCAUCAUCAUCAUCAUCAGCAGCAGCUCCAUGGAGCGGUGCGCUGCCAGCGGGUUGGGUGCCGUGGCAGUAAAUUCCACGCGGUGACCGAGCCUCGGAGGGCUAAAUACGACAUUUGAUCGCCGGCGUGCGGCGAGAGACCGGAUUUUUUUUUUGGUGGGGGGUUUUACGAACCCCCAGCUCCCACCACCACCCCCCCCCCCGCCCUUAUGUGUUAUAGGCCUAAAUGGCCGCGCUAACCUAAAUACGCAUCGAGGAAGCCAGCAGCAGCAGCAGCAGCUGCCGUCGUAAUCAUCCAUGGGAGCCCGCGCCGCGUCGAGGAUUCCGUGGCGCGCGCCUUCCUCCUCCUCCUCCUCGAUGCGCAGGCCGUCGUGUGACUGACAGAGUUGGGGAGGGGGGGGGGUGGGUGUUGGGGUUGGAGGGACGCCUACCCCGGCUCAGGCGUCGCCCGCCGUUUGCCUCCUUCCACGUCCUCCCGAUGAAUUCCUACUUCGCGAAUUCCCUCUUCGGCAAGUACAAGGCGGGCGAGGCGAUGCGUCCCACCUACUACGACUGCCGCCUGACGGGCGCCGAAGGAAUGAGCGCUCGUCAGGCGGUCUUCUACGGCCCCGCGGGGCACGGCGGAGCCGCCGCCGCUGCGGCUGCGGCCGCGGCAGCCGCGGCCGCAGCAGCCGCGGCGGCGGCGGCCGGAUUCGAUCUCCCGUCCGGGAUGGCGCAGGGCGGCGCGGGGUCCCACCACAGCCACCACCACCACCACCACCCCCAGGACUUUUACCACCAUCACCAGCAGCAGCAGCAGCAGCAGCACGGAGUGUCCGGAUCGGCCGCGUACCCGCAGCCCGCCUCGUGCGCCGCGCUCGAACCGUCGGCCAACUUCUACGGCUACGCUGCGUUUCCGUGCGGGAGGCAGCCGAUGUUCGCCCUGCAGUCGGAGUGCGGCGGCGGUGGAGGAGCAGCGGCUCAAUUCCACGCCGACUUCAAGGCUCUGGCGCCCUGCGCGGAGGACGAGGUGGAAUUCCCCGUGCAGGGGGCGUCAUCAGCGCCGCUCUUCCCAUGGAUGAGGAGCCAAGUGGGACCGGGCAGGCGACGUGGGCGCCAGACCUACUCGCGCUACCAGACCCUCGAGCUGGAGAAGGAGUUCCUCUUCAACCCGUACCUGACGCGCAAACGGCGCAUCGAGGUGUCGCACGCGCUGGGCCUCACCGAGCGCCAGGUCAAGAUCUGGUUCCAGAACCGGCGCAUGAAGUGGAAGAAGGAGAACAACAGGGACAAGUUCCCGGCGAGGAAGGAGGACAUGGUCAAGGAUCCCGACAAAGCCGACGAGAACUCUGCGGACGAGGGCUCGGAGGGUACCUCAAAGAACGAGGAUGCGGAAUGACGAUGGUGGCGAUUGGUGAUGAUGGUGGUGAUGGUGGUGGUGGUGAUGUAGCAGCACGGUAGGGGGGUGGGGGGGAAGGAUGUGGCGCGGUGUAGCAAGACCGGAAGCGUGAGACCAACGCGCGCUUCGUUUGUGUCCUUCCCCCUCCCCCGCACCUCCAAUGAGCACGGUUUGCUGCGUACGGCGCGAACGAAGUUCAACAUCGGACCUGACGCGGAGCAACGCGCACGACCAUCGUCCGGCUCUGCUGUGAUCAACCCCGGCAACUCCCCGGCUCCCAACUCGCCUGGCGGGAUCGACGGCGAUGAUCAGAGAGCGAAUCGUCUCCCUGGUUCGAACGGGCAAAAAAAAACAAGAGG